Messenger RNA from Penicillium malachiteum, 1965 nucleotides. RefSeq names its product MATE family efflux transporter. The coding region runs from base 1 to 1965 and encodes 654 amino acids. Gene Ontology annotation, cellular component: membrane. The record is from RefSeq and is a predicted model, not a curated record. NCBI's taxonomy places the organism in Eukaryota, Fungi, Ascomycota, Eurotiomycetes, Eurotiales, Aspergillaceae. Gene Ontology annotation, molecular function: xenobiotic transmembrane transporter activity; antiporter activity. The transcript is spliced from 2 exons. Gene Ontology annotation, biological process: xenobiotic detoxification by transmembrane export across the plasma membrane.
AUGGCUCCGCGCAAUAUACACUCGACAAAUUCUGCCGAGCAUCAAAGCCCGUUUUCGCGGUCUUUCACCUCCAGCUCGCCCAUCGCAGAAGCUGCAAUCGCUCGUGAUUUAGCUUAUACCGACGAUGAUUUCGAUACCGAUACCUCCGAGUCCUCAACAGUCCGUCCUUCCCAUAGCUAUGCCGAAACAAAUCCACACUCUCUUGCCGGAUCUUAUCGUCGCCCGAGCUACUUCACCAAUGUCAAUCAUGCCACCGCUGUUCCGGCUCACAGCGAUUACCAGCCAUUGACUCAUAAUGAACGAGAACAGGCGAUUCGAGAAGAGCGCGCUUUGUUAAGCGAUAACAGAGUCAUCCCGGUGGAACAGAAGUCGCAUGGACUACAACAUAAAUUAAGUAGUCUGUUCUCAACUUCUCCGGGUCUGGUGCAAGCAGGUUCUUCCAAACCGUAUGGAUCGGUGCGGAGCUCAAGGUCACCCGCUAGGGAACCCGAUACUGUAUAUGCUCCUACGGAAUCUACAGCACUACUGGAAACUGUUAGUGAUAGCGGUGCUGAUGAGGUACUCGGACCUGAGGAGAUUGACCGGAAGUGGGAGGAAGCGGUAACAGCCGGAUUAAUCAACACAACAUGGCAACGCGAAGCGAAGGUUAUCGGACGUUACUCAUUACCGUUAAUGGUAACAUUCUUGCUGCAAUAUUCCUUGACGGUGGCCAGUAUCUUCACAAUUGGUCAUUUGGGCAAGGAGGAACUUGGUGCUGUCAGUCUAGCCAGUAUGACAGUGAGUAUUACUGGUAACGCUGUCUAUUCUGGUCUGGCGACAAGUUUAGAUACACUCUGUGCGCAGGCGUAUGGAUCUGGCAAGCGCAAGCUAGUAGGUCUGCAGAUGUUGCGCAUGAUUUAUUUUCUGUGGAUUGUGACGAUUCCAAUUGCCACACUUUGGUACUUCUCUGAGUACAUCUUGUCGAAGAUUGUGCCUGAGCAAGAAGUGGCUAAGAUGGCUGGUCUUUACUUGAAAGUUGCUCUGUUGGGAACGCCCGGGUAUGCCUGCUUCGAGAGUGGAAAGCGUUAUCUGCAGGCGCAAGGUGUAUUUUCCGCUUCUCUCUACGUUCUACUCUUCUGUGCCCCCUUGAAUGCCUUUAUGAACUGGUUUUUUGUCUGGAAACUACAAUGGGGAUUUAUCGGUGCGCCUAUUGCAGUUGCUAUCACGGAAAACCUCCUCCCGGUAGGCCUGUUUCUAUACACAUAUUUCUUUGUGGGAAGCGAAUGCUGGUGCGGUUUCUCGAGAAGGGCUUUCCAAAAUUGGGGACCUAUGAUUCGUCUCGCAUUGCCAGGUUUGAUCAUGGUAGAAGCCGAGUGCCUUGCCUUUGAAGUUCUCACACUUGCGUCGAGCUACCUGGGCACUACCGAGCUGGCCGCUCAGUCUAUCCUCUCGACAAUCUCGAGUAUCACAUGGCAGAUUCCCUUUCCUCUCUCCAUUGCUGGUAGUACACGGAUUGCGAAUCUGAUUGGUGCCACAUUGGUUCCAGCUGCCAAGAUAACAGCCAAGGUGAGCUUCUGUGGAGCUACCAUUGUGGGGCUCUUCAAUAUGAUUCUGCUCUCUAGCUUGCGAUCCUAUAUCCCUAUGCUCUUUAGCUCCGACCCCGAAGUCAUCGAGCUAGUUGCAGAGGUUCUUCCACUAUGUGCUGCAUUCCAGCUGUUCGAUGCACUGGCUGCCAACUGCAAUGGAAUUCUUCGUGGUCUAGGACGCCAGGAGAUCGGUGGCUAUAUCCAGCUAUUCUGUUACUACGCUAUUGCCAUGCCAAUCAGUAUGGGCACGACCUUCUCGUUAGACUGGGGCGUCAUGGGUCUGUGGACAGGUGUUGCUUUGGCUUUGCUGCUUGUUUCCGGAAUCGAGGCUAUCUUCAUCAGCCGCAUUAGCUGGGAACGUUCCGUCGAAGAGGCGCUGGAGCGCAAUGAAUUGACUUGA